This is a messenger RNA of Contarinia nasturtii (swede midge), 17260 nucleotides long. It is a transcript of the gene futsch, whose product is annotated as microtubule-associated protein futsch. Bases 1317 to 14921 code for a protein of 4534 amino acids. The transcript has 8 exons. NCBI's taxonomy places the organism in Eukaryota, Metazoa, Arthropoda, Insecta, Diptera, Cecidomyiidae. Gene Ontology annotation, molecular function: actin binding; microtubule binding. Gene Ontology annotation, biological process: axonogenesis; microtubule cytoskeleton organization; dendrite development. Gene Ontology annotation, cellular component: microtubule associated complex; dendrite; cytosol. The record is from RefSeq and is a predicted model, not a curated record.
AAUUCACUUGACUUGGCUCUCUGGUGUCUUUAAGGCCGGUCAUAUUGUGUGUUAAACUCCGUCAAACAAGAACAAGACAAAAUCUUACUACAAAGAAAGAAAAAAUUUACUUCAGAGAAAUUUUACUCGAAACUAAAAGAAGAAAAAAUACUGUCAACUGAUUCGUUCCAUUAUACACCAAGCUCCAAUUACGGAUUUUUUUUCCAUUUUACAUUUACACAACAACAAAAUAAACGAAAAACGUCUUAAUACGACACGACAUCCAAAAAAAAAAUUACAAAGCUGAAAAAUCGAUAAAAUAACAUUUUGCCUGAAAACUGCAUAUUUCUUUUCCGUUGAGAAUCGAACAAGUUUUUAUUAUUUUUUUCUGAACUAAGUUAGUUGCUAAAGUUGACGUUUUUCUCUUGUAAAGAAUAUAUUUAUUUCGAAGAAGAAAAAAAACGAAAGAGAAAGAAAACGAUUCAUGAACGGAAAUCUGAAGAAAAUUUGGGAGAGAAAUCGAUGAAAUUUCAACGUUGAAAAGUGAUUGAAACAAGAAAGAAAAAAAGAAAUAGAAUAAAGAUAGAAGGUGGUCGAUUAUAUUUUUGUGCGUGUGAAAAAGUCGAGUGUGCUUCAUUUUUCCUAGCAGAUCAAUUCUAGAGUAUAUUGCGGUCCCUGUGUGACAGUUGUAGCGUUUGCGCAUCGUACCAGUGUGGAACUUUUUAGUAUUGUUGGGAACGAGAAAGGAAAGAAGCAAAAAAAAAUAGAGAAAGAAAAUUACAUAAAACCAUAAAUAAAUAAAACAGAACACACUCGUUUUGAUGGUGUGUGUAUGAUCUAACCAAGUCAACGGGUGCGGCCAAAUCAUCGUCAACGAAAGAAUACAUAUAUUCCAAGUGAGACGUUCGAUUUCGUUUUCCAUUUACCAUUUUCAGAACUGAAUAGAACUCACGCAAGUUUCCUCCAGUCAGUCCAAAAACCGAAGACGAACGUUCAACAUACCACAUUCGCUGUGCCAUUUGCACAGGAAAAGGAACAAAAAAAAAAGAAAGAGAAAAUAACGCAUUCGUUUUCCAUUAAGCAAGAACCAGUCUUUUUAUCUAUAUUUUCUCGCUCAACAUUCAUUAGACACAUUCCGGAAAGUUUUCAGUGUGCUGUUUAAGUGUAGUAGAACGCGAAAUUUAUUCCGACGGAAGUGAAGAGUUUUUUUUUUCCAGUUCGCAUUGGAAAAAUAACGUUCGCGUUUCUUUUUUGGCGUGUGAUCGAAUUUAAUUAGGAAAGGAAAAGGAAGAGAGAAUUUUUGCUGAGUGCUCGAAGUAACCGAAUACGGCAUUAGCAUGGCAUCAGAAGAAAAACCGAGUCAGGAAACGCCCGAUCAAGUGAUUGAGGAAUUUUCGAAUAGACAUGAUAUUCCAGCCACUUAUGAGCCGCCUAGUCCAUUGACCGGUUGCUAUUUGCUCAUCAUAUUAGGCGAACCACAUUCGCACGAACAUAAGGAUAUCAUAUUGCAACGCCUAUUAAAAGGUUUGUUAUCGUGGAACGUGCUGGAAUGCCAUGUUGAUUUGGAAGAGGAGCUGAACAGUUUAACGAAUCAUGCUCCUGAAGGUGAAGCCACUCGCCAUGGCGAGCGUUUGAUUCAAUUUGCUAGCGAAAAUUUGGUAACGGAAAUAUUGAUUCAUCCCCAAUACAAUACGUUGAUUCAGUGCAUGCGAAAUUUAUUGAGUAGUUUUACAAGGCAUAGACAUAUUAUACAUUCCGGUUACACAUUCUCUGGAAAUGGUUCAUGGAUUUUGCAAGAUGCAACAUUUUCGGUAUCCGAUUUUGUCGAGGCUAUACAAGACUAUGAGGUGCAACGCGUUAUGCGAGCAUAUCCAGAUACCAUAUCGAUGGAAAUACAUUGUGCUGCAUCUGGACAUUGGAAUAAAUUGCCCGAUAAAUCGUAUGCGAAACUCUGUAAAAUUCGCAUCAAUUCAGUUGACAUUCUUGACUCGGGAAGUGAACGACUUAAUGCAUUUAUCAAUUAUUUGUCACCAUUGAUUAUGCCAGCCAAUUUGCAUGAUUUGAUGGAGAGCUCCGAUGUUGUAGGCAAUAUUCGAUUCAGCCAUCCAACACUGUACGUCUUCCCGGGCGGACAGGGAGAUGCUGCGCUAUUCGGUAUCAAUGGAUUUAACAUGUUGGUUGAUGGUGGUUUCAAUCGUAAAUCAUGUUUCUGGGACUUUACACGUCAUUUGGAUCGUUUGGAUGCUGUGCUCAUGACACGCAUCAACAAUGCAAAUAUUCAAGGCAUUAGUUCGAUAAUUGAACGCAAGGCAAUGUCAAAUGUUUAUCCACAAAUUGGAUAUUUCUUUACAAACAUUCCUGAAUCGAAACCAGAACCAAAUUUGGAGAGUGAUAAAGAUAGUGAUCCAUUGUUGGUGAAUUUAUUCGAACGCGGUCAAUCGAUUACAUCAAAUUUAAAAUCAAUUAAUAUAAAACCACAGCCAUGCUACAAAGAUAUUGAACCAAUCAAUUUAUACCAUAAAGUGGGACACGGUACAUUGGAUAUGUUUGUGAUAAGUCCAUCGAAAGAGUCAAAAGAGGUGAAAGAAUUUCUACACAAAUGGAAUGCACGUGAUCAAAAUUUAUUUGCCACCAAACAAUCGAAAGAGUUUCAAUUUCCAUUGCAAAAUCUUGUGUCAAUUUGUGCGAUGCUCGUAUGGCAGCCGGCCAAUCCGGAAGAGACGAUCACACGUAUUCUGUUUCCGGGUAGUACACCCGACUAUAAAAUUAUGGAAGGUUUGGAUAAAAUGAAACAUUUGGAAUUUGUCAAGCAUCCGGUUUGCACAGCAAAUCAAAUCGAAGCCAGUUUUUCAUCAACAAUUUUAUCGAAAAAACAACUUAAAUCCGCCCUCGCCGACAAAUCAACUCACGAGCCAAUCCUUCCGUCCAAAGUUACAAAAACCAUUGUUGCACAACAAGAGAAGGAUAAUAAAAUGGUGACUGAGACAAAGCAAGUAAUUAAAACAACGGAAAAAGAGACGAGCGCCGUUAAUGGUAACGUUGAAACAAAAGCGGAUAUUGAAAAAGAUGUUAAAGUUAGCAAACCAAUUGAAAAAGAAGGUGAAAAAGAUAAUAAAAUUGCAUCUGAAACGAAACCCAUUGUUAAAUCACGCAUCGAUUCACGACCACCCAAGUCGAUCGAGAAAAAAUUGAAAAAAGAUUCAUCGACGGAGAAAAGGUCCAGCCCAAUCACAACACCAAAGAAAGAACCAAAACAACUUAAAGAAAAAGAGCUUAAACCAAAGGCAAUUGGUCGUGUGGCCAAAAUGAGUCCAGGCAGUACACCAGCCAAAAGUACCAAAGAAGCAAAUAAUCGCAAAGUUUUUGAAUCGAGACAAAAGACGACUGUGAAAACGUUGAAAAAAGAUGUGGCUCAAACAACCGAAAAGAAAGAGGUGAAAGUUGAACGGAAAGCUAUUUCACGACGACCCAAACCAGCUGCUGGUAGUCCAAUGAAAACGGUUAAAAAAGUAACCAAAGAUACGGCCGUUCGAAGACCGAAAACCGAAAAGGGUACCACUUCUGAUUCAAGUGUGGUUUCAACACCAAGCGCUGAUGAUGCAAAAUCGAAGAAAACCACCGAACAAGAGAAACAAAUUUUACUCGAUGAUUUGAUUGAAGAACAAGAAGCUGUGCGUGAAAUUGAAGCAGUGUUGCAACGAUCCGAAAAACGAACCAAAGAUAUUGACGAUGAACAUCGAGCCAUUAUUGAUAAACAAGAUAGCACUACUGAAGUCGACGAGGAUGAAGAAUAUAUUAUUAUUGAAAAAGAAGAACCGUACACAGAAGAUUCGGUUAAUGAACAAGAAAGUGCCGAUUUAACUGGCAAAGAAGAGGUUAAACACCAACGCGAUUCACAAGAAUCGGAGAAAAAACGUAAACCAAGCAUGGAAACAACUGAAGAAGAAGAACCACAACAAGCCAUUGAAAAAUCGACCGAACAAGAGAAAGAAACUGUUGAAAGUGCUCCAGAUGCAGAAGAAGUGACUGAUGUUAAAGAAGAAGAAAAAGAGGAAACGGUUCCAACUGCGCAUAAAAUGAAUGGCACUGUUCCAAAAGGCAAAGCUGAUGUUGAAGAAGUGAAAUCACACGAAGGUUCUCCAAUAUCCGAUGAAAAAGAACCAAGCGAUGAGAAAAAAUCCGACGAUAAAGAAGAAUUGGGCGCAGAUAAAGGAGGCGAUACAAAAGAGGGUGACAUUGUUAACGUUCCCGAAAGUCAAGCAACGGCCGAAUCGGGUGCAACAACAGCACCCACUUUGCCCGAAGAUGAGCACAUCACAAUGGAUGAAAUCAAAGAAGAUGUUGUAAUUGAAGAAAAAUACACCAAAGAAGAGACAAAAGAAACUCAAGUGGUUGUUACAGCCACAACUGAUGAGCCCGUUGAACGUGUACAACCAAAACCAAUGCAAUUCGAUGCACAACAGCCACAUUUGCGCGAAUUAAAUAUUAAAACACCAGAUGAAGUGGCCGAUUUGCCAGUGCAUGAAGAAGCUGAUAUUGCUGAUGAAACAAUGACUGGCAGCCGCAAGGCUUCAUUGCGUAAAGCAGACGAACCUAUUAAACAUGAACAGCCAAUUAAGACUAAAAUUGAGAGUAAAGAAAUUGAAGAAAAAGAAAAAGACGACACAAAAGAAAUAGAGGAACAGCCAGAAAAAGUUGAAAAAAUUUCUACGAAAGAAGAAAAAAUCGAAUCAAAAGCUGUUGCGAUUGAAAAGAAAAGUCCUUCACCGACCAGUGUCGAUUCAAAAGUUACGUCACCAGUCGAAAAAGUCGAAUAUAAAGUGGAAGAUUUGGGAAAACAAUUUGAAAGUACAUUGAAAGAUGUAACCGGAAAAGUGGAUUUGACUGAAGAAUCAAGUGAAUUGAAAGGAAAAAGUCCAACAGAUGAAGGUAAACCAGAUGAUAUUGAGCCAGCAAAAGAGAAAGUUUCAGCAAAGGAUGAAACUGUUGAAACUAAGAGUGUGUCUCCAGAUAUUAAACAAGAGGAAAUCAAAACUGAAAUUAUUAACGAAAAAGUUGAAGAAGUAAAGAGUGAUUCACCGGAAAAGCUUGAAUUAGAUCGAAAAGAUAGUGUUUCCGUUGACCCAAUUGCAGAGAAAGUUGCUUCGAAAAGUCCAUCGCCCGAUUUGAAAGAAGAAACAAAAGAAAUACCAAUCGAAAUUAAACGAGAAAGCUUAAUCGCUGAUGCUGAGAUCAAAACUGAAAUUGCUAAAAUUAUUGAGCAAAAACCAGAAGAAAAGUCCAAAAGUCCAUCGCCAACAAAAGACGAAAAAAUUGAUAGUGAAAUUAAAGUGUCUGUAUCGGCUGAAGAUGUUAAGGAAAAAGAAGCAAUCAAAGUUGAAACUGAUGUUGCUUCAUUCAAAGUUGGAGAUGAGGUAAAAAUUGCUUCGCCAACGAAAAUUGAAGAGAAACUCAGUGCUUCACCAAUUCAAGACACAACCCAUACCAAAGAUGAAAAAGUUGCUUCAAAGAGCCCAUCACCCGAUCUUAAAGAACAAACAAGUGUAUCGCCUGUUCCGGAUAAAGUUAGCGAAAGUCUUGACAGUAAAAGAGCAAGUUUAAUCGACGAAACUGAAAUCAAGGCCGAUACUGUGAAACCAAGUGCACCCGAAGUUGAGAAAGAAGUAGAAAAAUCCGGGAGUUCAUCGCCAAUAAAAGACGAAAAAAUAAGUGAAUCACGUAAACAAAGUGUUGCAGAAAAAGUUUCAAUUGAAGGAAUCGAGCACGAGAGUGCAUCACCAUCACCGCCACCAACGAAGGAAGAGGUCGCUUCUCCAAUACGAAAGGAAAGUGUUAGCUCUGUUGCUGAAGAACCAAUUAAAUCAGCCACACCAUCCGAUUUAGAUUUAAAAUCAACUCAAUACAAAGAAGUAUAUGAUUACAGUCAUCCAUUUGAUGCUCAAUGUACACAAGAAUUACGCGAAACACACAUCACAACCGUUGAAUCGCCCAUUAUUGAAAAGAGUAAGAUAAUCGAUUUGCAAGUCAUUGACAAAACUAUUGCUGAAAUUGCGGAAGUUGAAUCACUGAAUGAUAUUAAAGAAGAAGACGAAGAAGAUCGCAUUUCACCACCACAGUCAUCACCAAAACCAAGUGUACCGCUUGAGAUUCAAGUCGAACCGCCACGAUCAGUUUCGCCACGUGAACAAGAAGUAUUGAAAAUUGUCGCAAACGUGGCCGAAGUUUUGAAAUCAGAAAGAGAUAUCACCGACAUUAUACCCGAUUUUAAUGAAGAUGAAUUGGAGAAACAUAUUAUGCAACGUGCAAGCACACCAGAAGUGUUCUCGUCUUCACUUCAAGAUGCACGAUUUGCAGUGGAAAUUGAUAAUGAUCGCAAGGAAUAUGAUUUGUCAGCAUCUUUAUCGGAAACAAAAACGUCAACCACCUCAAUUGAUGAGAAAGAACAACAUGAAAUUGCUGAGAAACAUCAAACAGGAUUCCAAAAAGACACUGACGACGAAGACAUUCAUCGCAAAGAAUCAUUCAUGAGUGAAGCUUUGGAUGAUUCGAGACGUGAAUCGGCCAUUAGUACAUUCAGCGAAAAAGAUUUUACCAAAGACGAAAGUACUUUGGAUAAAUUCUCACGUUCGAAUUCAUCAUUAGAUUUAAAACACGAUGAAUUGGAUGUGAAAUCCACUGAAAUCGAAACACAUUCGGAGGUGACUCAAGUUGAAAAAGUUACCGAUUCACGCAAAGAAUCAAUUGUAAGCGACAGACCAGCUUCAAAAUCACCACAAAAUGAUGAUGACAAAAAGGAUGACGAGAAAAAUGUCGAAAUCGAAAAGUCAUUAAGUGAACGCAAAGAAAGCUUAACACUGAAAAUUGAUGACGAUAAUGCAACGGUUCAACGAAUGUUGGUAACCGCAAGCAGUGAAGAUGGCGGCGAAGAGAUUGAAAUUUGUGCUGAAGGUACCAUCAAAUUCAGUCCAUCAGCAACAACGCCGGAAGUAAUUUCUGGCAUGGCUACUCCCGAUGUCGGCCAUGAUGAGUUGGAAAAAAAAUCGGAAGCGGUUAAGGAAACCAUUGAAUCUACGUUGGAAGUUGACGAUUUGGUGCGACGUGAAUCAACAAGCCGACAAAGUGAUCGGCCCGAUUCGGUAAUGAGUCAUUUCAGUGACACAACUGAACCAGAACUCAAAGAAACAUGCAGUUCACCGGAAAAACAAGUUCAAGAAAAAUUAUCAAGUUCAUCGGGAAAAUCGACUGGUUCGCCAUCAGCGCCCAGCAGCAGUCAUGGAUCCGUUGAAAUUGAAGGUAUCAAAUCACCAACCGAUCAAAAGGAUGAUUCUGUCGUGGCAAAAGUUGAUCUAGACAAAAAAGUUGAGGAGAAAGCAGAGAAAGAAGAAAAAGAUACUGUAAAAGCCGAAUCACGAGCCGAAUCAACGGCAAGUGACGUAAAAGCCGAUGCUGAAAAAUCAUCAACUCCGGCAGUUGAAAGUGCAUUGAAUACCGAAUCUCCAGAAAAAAGUGAACAAAAAUCUCCGACGCCAUCUGCAAAAGACGAACCAGUGCCAACUGAUAAAUCACGUUCACAAUCAAUUGUGAGUGAAAAGGUUGAUAUUUCAGGAAAAGCAACGCCAGCCAAUGUUAGCCGACCUGAAUCAGCGACAAGUGAUAAAAAAGAUGUUUCGCAAACAACAAAAUUACCAAGCCCACCUCCUCAGAGCGAUGAAAAAGAUAGCUUGGAUAAAACAGAUGAUGUGAGCGCUAAAGAUGAACCCAAAUCUCCUGUACCAUCAGAGAAAGAAGAAUUGGCAAUCACAGCAAAAGAUGAAUCACGAAGCCAAUCCGUUGCAAGUGCUAUUAGUGAGGAUAAAGUUGAAAUUACCGAAACACAAAAAUCGCGAACACAGUCUAUUGUGAGUGAAAAGGUUGAUAUUUCAGGAAAAGCGACUCCAGCCGCUCUGAGCCGACCUGAAUCAGCCGCCAGUGACAAAAAAGAUGAUGAACCAAUUGCAAAAUCUCCGAGUCCAUCAGUGGAGAGCGCCAAAAAAGAUUCAUUCGAAAAAGAAGAACCUACAGCAACUAAAGUGGAAUCACGAAGCCAGUCAAUUACGAGUGUGGCCAGUGUAGACAAGGCUGAUGACAAAAAAUCCGUAACAAGUGUAUCACCGAGCCCAUCAGAGAUCGUGAAAAAAGACUCUUUGGAAAAAGCAGAUGACGUCAAAUUUGCGCCAAGCGCACCGUCUCGGCCAGAGUCAGCCGCAAGUGAUAUUAGUUUGAAAGAUGGACAAAAAUCUCCGGCUCCUCCAUCCAAAGAAGAACCACAAGCAACUAAAGUGGAAUCACGAAGCCAAUCCGUUGCAAGUGCUAUUAGUGAGGAUAAAGUUGAAAUUACCGAAACUCAAAAAUCACGAACACAGUCUAUUGUGAGUGAAAAGGUUGAUAUUUCCGGAAAAGCGACUCCAGCUGAUGUGAGCCGACCUGAAUCAGCCGCCAGUGACACAAAAGACAAUGAUUCAAUUGGAAAAUCUCAGAGUCCAUCAGUGGAGAGCGCCAAAAAAGAUUCAUUUGAAAAAGAUGAACCACCAGCAACUAAAGUGGAAUCACGAAGCCAAUCAAAUACGAGCGUGGCCAGUGUAGACAAGGCUGAUGACAAGAAAUCCGUAACAAGUGUAUCACCGAGCCCAUCAGAGAUCGUGAAAAAAGACUCUUUGGAAAAAGCAGACGACGUCAAAUUUACGCCAAGCGCGCCAUCUCGGCCAGAGUCAGCCGCAAGUGAUAUUAGUUUGAAAGAUGGACAAAAAUCUCCUGCUCCUCCAUUCAAAGAAGAACCACAAGCAACUAAAGUGGAAUCACGAAGCCAAUCCGUUGCAAGUGCUGUCAGUGAGGAUGAAGUUGAAAUUACCGAAACUCAAAAAUCACGAACACAGUCUAUUGUGAGUGAAAAGGUUGAUAUUUCAGGAAAAGCGACUCCAGCUGCUUUGAGCCGACCUGAAUCAGCCGCCAGUGACAAAAAAGAUGACGGGCCAAUUGCAAAAUCUCCCAGUCCAUCAGUGGAGAGCGACAAAAAAGAUUCAUUUGAAAAAGAAGAACCAGCAGCAACUAAAGUUGAAUCACGAAGUCAAUCAAUUACGAGCGUGGCCAGUGAAGACAAGGCUGAUGACAAGAAAUCCGUAACAAGUGUAUCACCGAGCCCAUCAGAGAUCGUGAAAAAAGACUCUUUGGAAAAAGCAGAUGACGUCAAAUUUGCUCCAAACGCGCCAUUACGGCCGGCAUCAGCCGCAAGUGAUAUUAGUUUGAAAGAUGAACAAAAGUCGCCUGCUCCUCCAUCCAAAGAGGAAUCGACAGUAAAUAAAGUAGAAUCACGAAGUCAGUCGAUUGUGAGUGUCGUAAGUGAAGAAAAAGUUGAGAUUGAUGAUGCACAAAAGUCACGUUCACAAUCAAUUGUGAGUAAAAGACCAGAUGUGUCUAGAAUGGCAACACCGGCUGAUUUGAGUCGACCCGAAUCAAUUGUAAGUGAUAAAUUAUCAAAAUCACCGGCUCCAUCAAUCGAGUCACACGAUGACAAAAAGGAUGAUGCUAAAUCACCAACUCCAUCAAUUCAAAGUGAAAAGAAAGACUCUGUGACUAAAGAUGAUGAUAAACAAUCCACCACUGACUCUCGUCCAGUAUCAAGCGCAAGCCAAACCAGUGCAAAAGACGAACAAUUAUCAAAAUCACCAGCUCCAUCAGUUCAAAGUGAAAAGAAAGACUCUGUGACCAAAGAUGAUGAUAAAAAAUCAAUAACUGACUCUCGCCCAGCAUCAAGCGUAAGCCAAACCAAUACUAAAGACGAACAAAUAUCGAAAUCACCAGCUCCAUCAAUCCAAAGUGAAAACAAGGACUCUUUAACUAAAGAUGACGAUAAAAAAUCAACCACUGACUCUCGUCCAGUAUCAAGCGCAAGCCAAGCUAGCGCAAAAGACGAACAAUUAUCAAAAUCACCAGCUCCAUCAAUCCAAAGUGACAAGAAAGAUUUUCUGACUAAAGAUGAUGAUAAAAAAUCAACAAGUGAGUCUCGUCCAGCAUCAAGUGCAAGCCAAGCUAGUACAAAAGAUGAAUCGAAAUUGGAAUCUGUGACAGUUAAAGAGGAAAAAAUUGAAAAGUCCGUAAUAAUCGAAUCACAAAGCACCACAAUUGAAAGUGAUAUUGAAGAGUCAAAGGAAGUGAAAAAAUCACCUUCACCACCGCAAAUUGAAGAAAAACUUUCAACACGACCAGAGUCUGCUGCAAGUUCAAAAGAUGGACACAAAUCUCCGACAUCACCAACCAAAGAAGAGCCAAAAGUCGAGUCACGAAGUCAGUCGAUUGUAAGCAUCGUGAGCGAAAAAGAUGAAAAAGUUAGCGAAAAAUCGGAAGAACAAGUUUCAGACGAUACACAAAAAUCACGUUCGCAAUCAAUCGUAAGUGAGAAAGCAGAUAUUUCAGGAAAAUCGUCACCCGUAUCUGUAAGUCGACCGGAAUCUGCUGCGAGCCAUGUUAGCGAAAAAGAAAGCGAAACUGAACUUAAAGAAGAACAGAUUGAAGAGGAAAGUACCUCAUCUAAAAUUGAUUCACGUAGUGGUUCGAUUGCAAGCGCGAUCGAUGUCACAAAAGAAGCCGAAAAAUCGCCCAUUUCACCAGUCAAAGACGUAAAAAUUGAGACCACCAUUACCACUGCUAAAUCCGGAAUUCAAACCGAUUCAAUCGCAAUCGUUGACCAAAAACAAUUGACAAAACUACCAUCAUCUUCAGAAACGCAGAAAGACACAUCACGACCUGAAUCAAGAGUAAGCGAUGGCAAAAAUGAACACACAUCACCGACACCAUCCACAAAAUCAGAUGAAAAAGCCACAGAUGAAUUAAUUGAAAACACACAAAAAUCACGCUCACAAUCGAUAGUAAGUGAAAAAGUUGUGAGCCGACCUGAAUCAGCCGCCAGUAACAAAAAAGACGAUGAACCUAUUGCAAAAUCUCCCAGUCCAUCAGUGGGAAGCGACAAAAAAGAUUUAUUCGAAAAAGAUGAACCACCAGCAACUAAAGUGGAAUCACGAAGCCAAUCCGUUGCAAGUGCUAUUAGUGAGGAUAAAGUUGAAAUUACAGAAACACACAAAUCGCGAACACAGUCUAUUGUGAGUGAAAAGGUUGAUAUUUCCGGAAAAGCGACUCCAGCUGCUGUGAGCCGACCUGAAUCAGCCGCCAGUGACAAAAAAGAUGAUGAACCAAUUGCAAAAUCUCCGAGUCCAUCAGUGGAGAGCACCAAAAAAGAUUCAUUCGAAAAAGAAGAACCACCAGCAACUAAAGUGGAAUCACGAAGCCAAUCAAUUACGAGCGUGGCCAGUGUAGACAAGGCUGAUGACAAGAAAUCCGUAACAAGUGUAUCACCGAGCCGAUCAUCAGAGAUCGUGAAAAAAGACUCUUUGGAAAAAGCAGACGACGUCAAAUUUGCGCCAAGCGUGCCAUCUCGGCCAGAGUCAGCCGCAAGUGAUAUUAGUUUGAAAGAUGGACAAAAAUCUCCGGCUCCUCCAUCCAAAGAAGAACCAGUAGCAACUAAAGUGGAAUCACGAAGCCAAUCCGUUGCAAGUGCUAUUAGUGAGGAUAAAGUUGAAAUUACCGAAACUCAAAAAUCGCGAACACAGUCUAUUGUGAGUGAAAAGGUUGAUAUUUCCGGAAAAGCGACUCCAGCUGCUGUGAGCCGACCAGAAUCAGCCGCCAGUGACAAAAAAGACAAUGAACCAAUUUCAAAAUCUCCCAGUCCAUCAGCGGAGAGCGACAAAAAAGAUUUAUAUGAAAAAGAUGGUCAAAAGUCGCCAGUUCAAUCAACAAAACCAGAAGAAAUUACAACGAAAUCCGAAUCUCGAAGUCAAUCCGUUGCAAGUAUCGUCAGUGAAGGUAAAGACGAUAAGAAAUCCGUAACAAGUGUAUCACCAAGCCCAUCAGAGAGCGUGAAAAAAGACUCUUUGGAAAAAGCAGAUGACGUCAAAUUUGCGCCAAGCGCACCAUCACGGCCGGAAUCAGCCGCAAGUGAUAUUAGUUUGAAAGAUGAACAAAAGUCGCCUGCUCCUCCAUCCAAAGAGGAAUCGACAGUAAAUAAAGUAGAAUCACGAAGUCAGUCGAUUGUGAGUGUCGUAAGUGAAGAAAAAGUUGAGAUUGAUGAUGCACAAAAGUCACGUUCACAAUCAAUUUUGAGUGAAAAAUCAGAUGCGUCUGGAAAGGCAACACCGGCUGAUUUGAGUCGACCCGAAUCAAUUGUAAGUGAUAAAUUAUCAAAAUCACCGGCUCCAUCAAUUGAGUCACAUGAUGACAAAAAGGAUGAUGCUAAAUCACCAACUCCGUCAAUUCAAAGUGAAAAGAAAGACUCUGUGACUAAAGAUGAUGAUCAAAAAUCCACCACUGACUCUCGUCCAGUAUCAAGCGCAAGCCAAACCAGUGCAAAAGACGAACAAUUACCAAAAUCACCAGCUCAAAGUGAAAAGAAAGACUCUGUGACCAAAGAUGAUGAUAAAAAAUCAAUAACUGACUCUCGUCCAGUAUCAAGCGUAAGCCAAACCAGUACUAAAGACGAACAAUUAUCAAAAUCACCAGAUCCAUCAAUUAUAAGUGAAAACAAGGACUCUUUAACUAAAGAUGACGAUAAAAAAUCAACUACUGACUCUCGUCCAGUAUCAAGCGCAAAACAAGCUAGCGCAAAAGACGAACAAUUAUCAAAAUCACCAACUCCAUCAAUUCAAAGCGAAAAUAAGGACUCGUUGACCAAAGAUGACGAUAAAAAAUCAACCACUGAGUCUCGUCCAGCAUCAAGCGUAAGCCAAGCCAGUGCAAAAGAUGAACAAUUAUCAAAAUCGCCGGCUCCAUCAGUCGAGUCACACGAUGAUAAAAAGGAUGAUGAAAAAUCACCCACACCAUCAGUUGAAAAAUGCGGAAUAAAAUCGGAGACAAGUGCUUUUAUUGAAGCAGAAAAAACAAUUAUAUUAAAAGAAGAAACAUUAAUAAAAACCGUAACUGAAACACAUACAAAAAUAAGUGACGAAAGAAUCGAUUCAACAGCUUCGAGUAGCAAAACAACUGAAAAGUCAACAGAUAAAAAGGAUGGUAGUGAUUCAGAUACGAUUGGUCUACAAAUAACAGCUGGGAGUACUAUUUGCGAUUUUCAUGAUUCAUCUGAUAAAAAGAAUAUCGUCCAAGGAACCGUAGAAGAUGAUUUUAUUGUUCACGAAUUGCCAAAGAAAACCGACGUUUUGAGGGAAUCACGUUCAAAAUCGGUUGCAUCGAUAUCCGUUUUUGGUAUUGGAAAAGCACCUCAAAGUUUGGAUUUAGACAAAAUUAUCGAAGUAUCAAAAGAUGAUUCAAAUCUGAGCGGUUCAUCGCGUAAAACAUCCGACAUUAGUACGCUAAUUGAAGACGUUAAAAGAAUUGAUGAAAAAAUCACUAGCAAACCAAACGAAAAACUUGAAUCUUCGGCCGUGAUAGAUGAGCAAUUAUCAAGUUUGGAUCAUAAAUUAACUCAAAAAAUCAGUACACAUUCUUCACUGGAGAGCACAACAUCCGACAAAGGUUCGAUUGAAACCGUUUUCGAUGGUGGUGCAUUGAGCACAAAGGAACAUUCAUUCGAUUUGUCGGCCACAACCAAAGAAGUAACAUCAUCCGCGCAAGUGAUGAACAAAGAAAUUUCAACGAUUAAAAUCGAAUCGAAAGCAUGCCGUGAUUCAGACAAUGAAAGUUUACCUAUUAGUGACGAUGAAGCCAUUACAUCAAGUCAAAAGUACUCGUACGAAGACUAUCAAUUUGAACGUUCCAAUUCGGAAUUGAGUAAAAAAUCAGAUUUGGAUAUUGACGAUUCACAAAAUGACAUUCCACCACAAUAUGGUAGCCAAGAAUACAAAUCAGCUGUCACUGUAUCAUCCUCAUAUGCAAUCGAUCCGAUGAGCGCAUCAUUUUAUGGAGAAUUACCAAGUGGAAGUGAAAAAUCCGAACCAACGACAGUUACAACGGUUCGUACAGUAAUCACAAAACAAUAUGAUAUUCAUGGUGAUAGUGAGCCAGUUACACACACACAAACGACACAAAAAACAUUCACCAGCAAAUCGAGUGAUCAUAAAUUCCUCGAUGAAGCCGAUCUUGACUUCGAAAAAGCCUUAGAAGAGCAUCGUCAAGUGCGCGGUGCUGAUGUCAUGUCAUCCGUUACAUCAAAAUAUGAAUUUUCUCCAUCAAAAUUCCCGGCUACCGGUCAAUUGACCGAAUCUACUGCCGAUUUUCCAUUGACCGAUGUGAAAUCACCCAAAGAUCAACCAAAAGACACAGAAGUGAUAACAGUUACAACAGCUACAGCCACAACAACAAUAACAGCAACAACAACAGUAUCAUCGGCAGAAGCGGCCAGUUCGGCUGCCGAUGCAUUGGCACGCCAAUUGGAGGACGAUUUGAAAAAAGCCGAAGAACGAGUCGCAUCUUGGGGUAAACCAUUAGGUCUUCCAGUAUCGAUGAACGAUAAUCCACCAACACCAAAGAGAGAACGGAAGAUUGUAUCGGCUAAAAUUAAAAUAAACAAUGAGAAAAAUAAGCGCGCCAAUUCACCAAAUAAAAGCAAAAAAAUCACACCAAUUUACAUGGAUCUUACAUAUGUACCGCAUAAUGGAAACUCAUACUAUUCGCAUGUGGAAUUUUUCAAACGUGUACGAGCUCGAUACUAUGUAUUCUCGGGAACUGAACCCAGCCGAGAUGCAUACAAUGCUCUGCUUGAAGCUAAACAAACAUGGGAAGACAAAAAUUUGGAAGUCACCAUCAUUCCCACAUACGACACAGAUGUGCUCGGCUAUUGGGUAGCUGAAAAUGAAGAGUUGCUCGCAAAAUGCCACAUCGAUUUAUCUCCGUCAGCAUCUCGAUGCACAAUCAAUUUACAAGAUCAUGAGACAUCUUGUUCAGCUUAUCGCUUGGAGUUCUAAGUUAAAUCGAUCGAAUAUCCAUAUAUUGAAGUAAAAUUCCUCAAAUGGAUACAGUAGAAGUAAUAAAACAGCCUUUUUUUUUUUCUUUAAAUCAGCCAUCAGUUUGAUUAACAACAACAAAAUGCACAAUCUAUUUAUGAAAUUCAAUUUGAUAUUCAAUGCACCAGAUAUACAACAACAACAAAAACAUUUUAACAAUUUUCUCAAUAGACAAAAGCGGUGCAACACGAAAACAUAAAUACAUUUGCUUCACUGGAACACAAAUUAAUCAAAACACAAAAAAUGAAAUGUUAUUCCCAUAUACAACAAGAAAAACCUAUUCUUAUAUUAUUGCAUUACAAAUCGUGCAUUCCCAUAAAGCGAUUUAUUUAUGUCAAGUUAUUGUUGUUUACAAAAUGGUAUCUCUCUCCUAGAUAGCGACGUGAAUUCUAUAGAAGAAAAAAAUUUCUAGAUACGAUUGUAUCCAUUAAUGGAUUUAAAAAAAAAAAAAAAUCAAAAGAAGAGGAUAAACAUUGCCAUGUGCAAUAAAUAUGAAAGUGAAGAAGUUUAUUCAAGUUUCAAGUACUUAUGUUUCUGUUUAAAGCCCUCUUUAAGAAAAAAGAAUCGAACGAGCUUUCACAUAAUAAAUUAUGUAAUUGAUGUACCUUAGACCAAAUGAAAUUAAAAAAUUAAAAAAAAAACAACUGUUAAAAAAAAUUCUAUUUUCGCAUCUAAAAACCAAUUGGUUAGCUUUGAUUAUUGAUUACAUUAGAGAUAUAUUUUUAUGAUUGGAUUAAAAAGCAAAUUGGUGCACCAUUUAAUGGUUUUUUUUGCAACGUUUACAAAAUUGAAGUAAAAAAAUUUAUUUAUAAAACAAUUGAAUUUUAUGGAAAGAAAUCUCCAGCAAAUCAAAAAGAAAGUUCGAUCUCAUUGCAACAAACUAAGUGUUAUGCUAAACAAAAUUAAAAAUGAUUUCUUUUUCUCCCGCUCAGAAAAUGAGAUACAUCCAUUUUAUUUUAAUCAAAAUGUACUACUAGAUGGCCCAAUUCUUAUAUCAACAAACAAUACAAUAUUAUUUAUUUAGUGUUAGAAUUUAACCAACCAAAAAAAAAACAACUAAUUUUAUUAACUAAUAUUAUCUUAUUACUAUGUGCGAAAAUAAUGAAAAUAAUAAAGAUUGCGUAUAUGUGUAAUGCGUGACAGAGUAGAAUGGUUCAGUUUCGAGAGAUGUUUUCGAUUGGUCACCCAAAUGAUUGAAGGUGCAACACAAUGGUGAAAAACAAUGGAAUUUUGAACAUUUUAUAGAUAAAAAAUCGACUAACCCCAAUUCGCCGCACUUGAAGCCACUAAUAAUAAAACACCUCAUACCCUACUCAAACCAUACGACGAUCAAUCGAACAGCCAUUUAACCUAAAACUCACAAAAACUCACCCACACAUACGAAUAUAUUCAACCUAUACCCCCUCAAACAAAAUACAAAACACGAAUAUUCUACAUUUAGGUAAUUUUUAAUUUUACGUAUUAAGAGAAAUGAGCACGAAAAAAACAGUUUCUAGUGAAAAAAAAACAACCAAAUGAACCUAAUAUGCCCAAAUAAAAAAAAAAAACAUUGAAAAACGAACGAAAAAAAUCGACGAAAAAGAAAAUAAAAUAAAAUUCUUGUUUAUGAUUUCAAAAAGACUUUAAAAGUGGAUAUAAAGCUUACAUACGUGUGAACUGAAUUUAAGACAUUUAGCAGAGUAAAUAAUGGCUUCCCCAAAUGAAUUAAUAAAAAAAUACGCCAAAUAUAUCAAACUCAGACAUAAAACAAUUAGCGCCUAUGUUAAUUUUUUUCCUUCUCCGAAUAUUUCGCAGAUAAACUUAAAAACAAAAACCGAACUAACAGGCAAUAACAAUAUAAAGCCAAUUUACAUUGGAAAAUUCCAAUAUGUUUUUUUGAUCACAUUUUUCUUUAGAAUCUCAGAACAAAAAGAUUUUCUCCCGCCAAGAACGGCGACAAGAGAAUAGUUUUUUGUUUUUCAUUUUUUGAAACCGUUAUUAAUUUCGAUGAAUGAAAAUAGAAACAACUGCAGUGGAUCGGUAGCCAAAACAUCGAUCCUUAAUUAGAAAACAAACACAUAAACACACGCCAGUAUUUAUCCAUUUUAAUUGCAUUUCUAUGUGACUACAAAAUGUGAUUGUGAUAACGAUUUAAAAAAAUAAUAUCGAAUGAAGGCUUAAACAAUAAUAGAAUGACUUUAUAAAUGAGAAAAAAAAAGAAUAUUACAAUAAAAAAAGUGAACAAAAACAAUUAACUUUUAAUAAAUUGACCUCAACCGAAUAAGUAUGAGUUGAUAUAGAAAAAAAAAAAAACAAUGAAA